CGAGCCGCCGCCCCCACCCCCCCCCCGCGCCCGGACUCCGACGCGUGGCCGUGGAGCCUCCUAGGGAACUUCCGUCCACCUGUCUCAGAGAGGAUCCGUCCUCACUAGCCAACCAGGAUGGGGGAGUUCAACGAGAAGACCACGUGUGGCACCGUCUGCCUCAAGUACCUGCUGUUUGUCUUCAACUGCUGCUUCUGGCUGGCUGGUCUGGCCGUCAUGGCGGUGGGCAUCUGGACGCUGGCCCUCAAGAGUGACUACAUCAGCUUGCUGGCCUCGGGCACCUACCUGGCCACAGCCUACAUCCUGGUGGUGGCUGGCGUAGUUGUCAUGGUGACCGGCGUUCUGGGCUGCUGCGCUACCUUCAAGGAACGGCGGAACCUGCUGCGCCUGUACUUCAUCCUUCUCCUCCUCAUCUUUCUGCUGGAGGUCAUCGCUGGCAUCCUGGCCUACAUCUACUACCAGCAGCUGAACACAGAGCUCAAGGAACACCUGAAGGACACCAUGACCAAGCGGUACCACCAGCCAGGACACGAGGGUGUGACCAGUGCGGUGGACAAGCUGCAGCAGGAGUUCCGCUGCUGUGGCAGCAACAACUCCCAUGACUGGAGGGACAGCGAGUGGAUCCGCUCCGGCCAGGCGGGUGGCCGCGUGGUUCCCGACAGCUGCUGCAAGACUGUGGUGACCGGCUGCGGGCAGCGGGACCACGCCUCCAACAUCUACAAGGUGGAGGGUGGCUGCAUCACCAAGCUGGAGACCUUCAUCCAGGAGCACCUGAGGAUCAUCGGGGCGGUGGGCGUUGGCAUCGCCUGUGUGCAGCUCUUCGGCAUGAUCUUCACGUGCUGCCUAUACAAGAGCCUGAAGCUGGAACACUACUGACCCUGCCGGGCGCCCCGCGAGUGCCGCAGCUUUGCCGCCUGACUACUGAGCUGACACUACUGAUGGCCCCAGGGCCAGAGUCCCAGGACGCUGCUCCGUACCCUCUCCCCCGCUCUGCCAGGGAGGUGGCGUUCUCACGUGUGCACCCCCAUGCCGCCACCGUGACCUCUGGGGACCCCCUCCCUCAGAGGGAGCUUCAAGUGCCUUUCUCUCCAGACCAGAGGACUGAGGCGGGGCCCUCCGGCUGCGGGGAGGGAGGAAUACUCUGCCUGGUGUGGGGACACUGGCUUCUGACAGUCAGGUCCCUCUCUGCUUCUCCUGUGGGGCUGGGGCCCUGGGAGGGGGGGCCACCCCCCAUGCCUGUGCUCCGCCAGAGGGGCUGGUUUGGGGUGAACUGGGCAGAAAGGGGCUGGCCCCCCCAGGGUGCUCCUAGACCCCUGGACACACCUCUGCAUGGUGGUCAGGGCAUUGCCGGGUGGGGACAGCCGCAGGCAAAGAGUCCCAGAUGCACCUGCCGCUGGGUUGCCUAUCGCCACCCCUCCCACCCUCCAGCCCCGCUCAGGAAAGCCAAGCGAGCCCGGUCCUGUCCUGCAGGUCCUGUAUCUGCCCUCCCAGUCAGGCCUCUGCUGCCCGAGCCCCUGCUUGGAUUCCCCACCACUCCCCCCACUGAAAGGCCACAAGCUCACUUGUUCACGAUCACCUCCCCUUGGCAGAAGCAGGGGGUUGUGGGUUCACUCACUGCUGUAUCACAAAUGCCUAGAACUGCUGCUGCCAUGUGACAGGCACUCAAUAAAAGUUUGUGGACUGAG
Leopardus geoffroyi (Geoffroy's cat) is the source of this 1685-nucleotide messenger RNA. It is a transcript of the gene CD151, whose product is annotated as CD151 molecule (Raph blood group). The coding region runs from base 118 to 876 and encodes 252 amino acids. The record is from RefSeq and is a predicted model, not a curated record. NCBI's taxonomy places the organism in Eukaryota, Metazoa, Chordata, Mammalia, Carnivora, Felidae. The transcript is spliced from 9 exons. Gene Ontology annotation, cellular component: membrane.